Octopus sinensis (East Asian common octopus) is the source of this 4588-nucleotide messenger RNA. RefSeq names its product protein suppressor of hairy wing-like. Gene Ontology annotation, biological process: regulation of transcription by RNA polymerase II. The coding region runs from base 657 to 3383 and encodes 908 amino acids. NCBI's taxonomy places the organism in Eukaryota, Metazoa, Mollusca, Cephalopoda, Octopoda, Octopodidae. Gene Ontology annotation, molecular function: RNA polymerase II cis-regulatory region sequence-specific DNA binding; DNA-binding transcription factor activity, RNA polymerase II-specific. The transcript has 4 exons. The record is from RefSeq and is a predicted model, not a curated record.
ACUCUUGUAUGCUGUGGGAUGUUUUUUAAGGGAUUCUGUGCCCUCUAAAGGAUUAAUAACUCAUAAAAUUUGAAGGUCCUUUCUACAAAUUACAUACCAACAUAUAUAUAUAUAUUUCUGUGUAUAUAUAAGUGCGCUUAUAUAUAUGUGCAUCUGCGUGUGUAUAUUCCCUAGCAUUCAUUUAAACAGUAUGAUUUAAAACAAAACAAAACCCAGAAAACAGCAUCCAAAAUCUCAAAUUCUUGUGAUCCUCCAUUCCUCCACAAAUACACACCCACGUAUAUACAGAGAUACACACACUGACACACACAAAACAAAGCAAAAAAAAAAGACUAUUUUAUUUACUCUCAAACCAAGUUUGCUCUUUGGGUUUUUUUAAAAAUUUACCAUGUGACUACCCAUCCUUUUGAAUUAACUAACCAAAGGUUUACAUAUUAAACAUCUCUCUCUACCAGUUUUGGAAUUUAUUUUCACAGGACUGGUGGAGCGACGCAGCACCUGUCCUAUCUCCUCCACUUGUGUGUAUGUGUCAACACUUCAGCCGACAGAACAAAAAUGUUUACCUGUGAACAACCAGAGCACUUUACCUUAAUUAGCUUUGUCAUUGUCUUGCCAACUUACUGCUACCACCACGACCCCUUGAUCGUCGUGUAACCAUGUUAGGGAACAUGGGCCAGAGUGGUGGGGAGUAUGUGGGUAGCCCAGUCUUCGCUGGCUCGUCCACAGCACUAGUGGCGAUGAAAUGCCAAGAAACUGAACAGAGAUCAGACCUCAGUGCUGGCAGCAGCUGCAACUCACCUAAUACCGGUGCCACCAUUGAGGUGCACAACAGUAAUAACUCUUCUAACACUAGUGCAACUACUGAAGUGCACAAUAGCAAUAACCUGCAAAAAACAGAACAUGAAACUCAACAUUAUUCCAAAGCCAAUUCCCCGAGUCACAUUCUAAAACCCAAAAUCACCCGCGGACUUUACAGACAACAACCACCUCCAAACCUUGAAUAUCAUCCUGAUCUAUCGUGGUUUCGACCUUGGAAAGGAAGAAAACUGUUGUUAGAAGGGCAAGAUGCCCCUGGGGGCCAAAAGCCACAGUUAUUUGACUCCCAGCAGGGGUCGAGCAAAAACCUAAGUCCCAACUAUAAAUCAAAAUCUCCCCUUGCAUCCCCGUUGCGUUACCUCCACAGUUUCACUUAUUCGGAUGUGAGUGAUGUGUCUGAAGACAGUGGUGGCGGCACCAGCAGUCGAGAGCCAUCGCCUGCCAAGGAACAGGAUCUUGAAGACCAUCAGAACCAGUGUCUACAGUCACCGUCCAAACUUAAAUUGGACGAGUCUGUAUCUUCAGAGAAAUCCCCCAAAAUGCUACGAAUCAGCACUUCGGAAUGUACAAACGUUGAAACCCGGUCGUCUGACUCCGACAGGUCCCCCAAUCGGACAGAGUCGAGUGGCCAGUGGCGGUGUGAGGACGAAGGCAAUCGAGGAAUCGAGAAACCUUUAGUUCGUCACGGUAGUUACAAAAAGAUCCUUCAGGCUCGCUAUCUGUCGAGUAUUGAAGACGAUAGCAGUGUUUGUCAGAUGGAUCUGAAGGAAGACGACACAAAGGACAACGAUGUCUUUAUGCCUGCUGAAAAUCCUCAAGACGAACCAAACCAAAGCAUCUCUUCAACUGCUGAUAUCAACUCUAACCAAACCUCACUGGCUUCAACUGUUGGCCAGCCACAAUCUUCGAACACAUCACUAGCCAGCGGACUUCAAUGUGAACCCCUCGAUCUGUCAAGUCGGACAUACGAGACAUCCCCCACAAAAGGCCCUCCAAUGACAAUAUCAGAAAUUGUCUGCCCCCCUCCACCUGAACCUUUUACUUUAUCUCCUUCUUCUUACAUCAGGUCACCGCCUUUUUAUUCAAAGCAUUUGCUGUCACCUCGAUCACCUCUUUGUUCUGUACCUGAAGGGGGGCAUGUAUUCAACUUUAACUUGCCUUCUCCUCUGGAAGGCACCCAUUCUGACUCAGAGGUCGCCUCACCUAGUCCCCGUUCUCCAAGUUACCAUUUUACAUUCCCACCUCGGCCGUCUUUGGUCAGCUCCUUACCCGACUUCAAGCGACACCCCGUUUCCCCAAGGGCCUUCUACCCAAGCAGUCCAAUACCUCUCUCACCUUCUCAGCCCCAGUCUGCCGGCGCUGGUAGCCGACACCCUUACAGUCCCAUCAGUAAUAGUGGGGGGAACGAAGAUUCCCGUGAGAGACAUGCAUUUUCUGAUUCGGACGUAACAUAUCUGUGCCCUGUCUGUGACCAGGCUUUCCCCUCUUAUGACAACCUUACCAAACACAUGGCCAAGCAUCUCCCCACGGAGACAGUGCGUACGGGCGACAACAACAAAGUGCAUUACUGCAAAGUGUGUCGCCGUGCUUUCUCCCGUAGCGAUAUGCUCACCCGACACAUGCGCUUGCACACAGGCCUGAAACCUUAUGAGUGUCGCAUCUGCGGACAGGUGUUUAGCCGCAGCGAUCACUUGAACACACACCAGCGGACACAUACAGGCGAGAAGCCAUACAAGUGUCCGCAGUGUCCGUACGCUGCGUGCCGGCGUGACAUGAUCACACGACACAUGCGUAUCCACCUGAAACGGUCGUCAAAGAAGAAAUAUCCACCAUUCCAAAGCAAAGAUGAACCGGACACACCGGCAUCGAACAACACUCCAACACCCAAGGGAUCACUCUCCAGCGGUGACGCCACGGACUCUCCUGACCAAUCAGCUCGUGCCUGCUCUGUGUCCAGUGCCGACAGCAUCGACUCGGAACAGAACAGCGGAAGCAGUAGCAGCUUGCAACAGCAGAAGCAGCAGGCCUUCGUUGGUGGCUCGUCAUCAGAAGGCAUUGAAGCUGACCGCAGUAGUAGCAGCAGCGGGCGGCCUCGAUUCUGGUCGACGGCCAGUGGUGAGAGUACCGAUCUUGAGGAGCAUGUUGGUAUUAGCAGCGGCGGCAACAUAAGCAACACCAGUAGCAGUAACAGCAGCACCAACAUCAAUACAACCAAUACCACUAACAACAACAACAGAAAUACAAACAGCCCUCUAGUGGCAGCCGUGUUCAUGGAAAGUGGUGAAGGGGUUCUGCCCCCACAUCUUAAUUAUCGAAAGACACGGAACUGGUCUGUCACCAGUCAUGAGAGUAUAGAUUCCGAAGAGAUGGCACCUGGCUGUCAGGAUGCCUUUGUCGACGAACUGGCCUUCGAGAGUGACCGGCCAGUGGCAGCACCGACGUCAUUGUCGUCGUCGUCAUCGUCAACGACGACGGCAGUCAUCUCCGACGAAUCUCUAAAGUCAGAAAGUCCGGCCAUUGAUACCGAAAGUUUGCAGAAGUUUAGUAUUAGCUCCGACAGGAGUUGACAUUGUUUGGGCAGAGGUGACCUUGAGGAGAGAGAGGGUGGGGGUGGGUUCACGGUGAGGUGAUGCUGAGUUGGGUGUAAAUAAUGGAAAAGACAAACGUGGAGAUGAACUGAAGAACUCGCGGGGGAGACGAAGAAAAAGAAGUAAAAACGUGGGGUUAAAUACAAAAAAAAUGAAUAACAGUUUCUCAUUUUCUCCCAAACUUUUCCCUAUGACCCCUAUUUUUGAUGAAAAGUAGGGGAGAUGAAAAAAAUGAAAAAGAGGUGAAAAAAGAAGGAGAAUUAACAGUUUCUCCUAAAUAAUUAAAAAAAAUGUUUAAUUUGAGAAAACAAUAUGUGUAUAAGGAGAAAGAAAAACAAUAAUGAUCAUAAUAAUAAUUGUAAUGAUCAUAAUGAUAAUGACAAUAAUGAUCAUGAUAACAAUAAUAAUGAUAAUUCUGAUCAUAUAAUAUGAUGGUAAUGAAUGCAAUAAGAAUGAUAGCAAUGAUCAUAAUAACGACAGUAAUGAUCCAUGAUAAUGACUACUGAUCAUAAUAAUUAAUGAUGGUAAUGAUCAUAAUACUAAUGAUGGGGAUGAUCAUAGUAAAAACAAUAAUGACAGUAAUGAUCAUAAUAUGAAUGCCAGUAAUGAUUAAUCAUAGAGACACAGUAAUGAUCAUAGUAAUAAUGCCAGUAAUGAUCAUCAUAAUAAAGACAAUAUUGAUCAUAAUAUUAAUGCCAGUAAUGAUCAUCAUAGUAAAGACAGUUAUGAUCAUAAUAAUAAUAACGGUAAUGAUCAUAAUAGCAGUGACUGUAAGGAUCAUAAUAAUGAUGGUAAGCAUUAUAAUGAGAGUAAUAAUGAUGAUGGUAGUGAUCAUAAUAAUUAAUGACAGUAAUGAGCAAUGAUGAUAAUGAUCAUAAUAAUAAUGAUUAUAAUGACAGUAAUGAUCAUAAAAGUAAUUACAGUAAUGAUCUUAACUAUGAUGACACUAAUGAUGAUAACAUCUUUGAUGGUAAUGAUCACUAAUAAUGUUGAUGCCAAUGAUCAUAACACUAAAGACUAAUGAUCAUAAUAAUAAUGAAGGUAAUGAUCAUAAUUUUUUUAAAGAAAAAGAAAAAAAUCAUAAUAAUAAUAAUUAAAUAAAAAAUAUAAAUAAAUAAAAGAAAACAAACGAUGUUAUCUCCAAGAUAAACAUUUGAUAAUAAACAACGCUGAUAAAAGAUUAA